AUGAUCCUGUUGCGGAUCCUGAGAAUCCUCCUCCCCGACUUCCGUAACUUCCACCACGUCCACCACGACCUCCUCCUCGUCCAAAUCCAGUGUCCGUGUGCACUUUGUGGACAUCUGAAUGAAAACAAUGUUUGGAUGAACGCUCCAAGUUUCUCAAGAUCUUCUCGUGGAGUCCCGAAUUCGCCCAAGAUGUUAGACGUGUGUCAAUAUCCGAGUUGCGAAUUUCUACCGCUUGAUCUUGGGACACUUGGCAUUCCUCGACCUUCUGAGCAGUAUCGUCCAUCAUUUCCUCGACAUCACGUUUCAUUGGAACCCAAUCACGAGGUGCUCGCUCGGGCUCCUUGUUCUCAGUUCCAUUAUCAUGGCUUCCAUAACUUCCUUGGUGAUUCUGAGAAUAUGGUCUUGGUUGCUCUCUCUCGUUCCGUGGUCCAGAAUUGUAUUGGUCAGCUGGAUGACGAUCAUUGUGACCACGAUCAGCAGAACGACUAUCAUCAUAACCACGAUCAGCUGGACGACGUUCUUCUUGACGGUAACCAGAGUGGCCACCUCCUUGACCCAUAUCUCGUGGAGCCCCGUUUCAUCCAUUUGCCAUUUCUCACACCAAAUCCGAAAUUCAAUAUAGAAAAACUAAGAUACACUGUGCUUCAAUCAAGAUUCGCAGUUCGCGUAAGUGAGGACAACUACCGGUACAUUCACGUAAUUUCGAUCGAUUUUGUGGAAGAGUUUUCGGAUCAAGGAAAAAACUCAUAUUGGUUCAGAAUAGGCGAUAUCAAUAUCAAAGCAAAAUACUCGCGCGACCCAGAAGGAAAGUGUAAACUAGAAGUUUGUAGACCAUGUCGGAAAACUUUACAAAGGAUGUUUCAACAGGAAUUUGAACGAUUAUUUAGACGUUCGCCAGUGUUCACAAUCCAUACAUAUGCUCAUCAAACUUUGGAUGCAAGUAUUUCGAAAUGUGAAGACAUCCGGUUGAACGGCGAUGUAGACAAGGCGGAGCUUAUAGAAAGCAUUUUAUCAAAGUUUACGGGUGUGAAAAAUAUAUGUUUAUGCUCUACGGUUUCUGAUCCAUUUACUAGUAACUCAACAAUAUUUAAUGUCGAAACUCUGAUUGUCACCAAAUGUGAACCAGUUAUGAUAAACGCUCUUCUCAGUGAAUUUACUGGUCGCCAUUUGGUUUUAGGUGGAGCAGAAUUUGAUCUAUCUAAGAUUGAGAGUUUUUUGAUACGAUGGAUGUCGAAUGAAGCUUUUCACAAUUUGGAGACAAUUGAGAUCUAUGCGAGAUCUGCAUUCUUUGACUUCGAUAGAAUUCUUGAUAAUAUUCAUACACAGCCAUUCGAUCCUUCUAAAAGACCAGCAGUGUACAGUAAUAGCUCUCGUUGGUUUAUGUAUUACGAUAACAAAGAUUUCAAUUGUUCGGAGUGGGUUGACAUUGAACGGCAUGGAGACAAAAAACUGGCUUCUAUUCAAGUAUCUUUUCACGAAAUUCGUUUUGUUGUAUGGAAUUAA
Messenger RNA from Caenorhabditis remanei, 1503 nucleotides. RefSeq lists its product as uncharacterized. Gene Ontology annotation, biological process: embryo development. Lineage: Eukaryota; Metazoa; Nematoda; Chromadorea; Rhabditida; Rhabditidae. The record is from RefSeq and is a predicted model, not a curated record. The transcript has 6 exons. Bases 1 to 1503 code for a protein of 500 amino acids.